Molecule: messenger RNA, 1032 nt
Organism: Diaporthe batatas
Lineage: Eukaryota; Fungi; Ascomycota; Sordariomycetes; Diaporthales; Diaporthaceae
Exons: 1
Coding region: 1-1032 (343 amino acids)
Biological process (GO): double-strand break repair
Cellular component (GO): cytoplasm; PML body
Molecular function (GO): 5'-tyrosyl-DNA phosphodiesterase activity; single-stranded DNA binding
Source: RefSeq, a predicted model, not a curated record
AUGGAAGCUAUUAUUGCUCAGGCCAUCAAAGACACUGCCGUCUUAAGGAAGACAACAGUGCCUUGGGAGGCAGACAAGCCUCACGCACAAGGCUAUUAUGCCUUUGAUUCUGCAACAUCCUCUUGGGUCCCAGGGUCACCCACUCCCGUGGGGAACAUGACUGAGACCUCAACUUCUCAAGGGACUCUCGCCCUGGCGCUCUACACAUGGAACGUGGACUUUAUGCUGCCUUUUGCAGAGGCACGCAUGAGACCGGCGCUGGCUCAUCUGGACAGCCUGAUCAAGGCCCUCCCGUCCACUACUGCAUCUGUCAUCUACCUCCAGGAAUGCACUCCCGAUGAUUUGACCACUAUUUGCAACACGCCGUGGGUCAGAGAGCGGUAUUGCUUGCUUGAUAUCGACCCAACCAACUGGGCAACCACGCACUACGGGACCACAACACUGGUUGAUUCACGCCUGCCCAUCGUGUCUGCCUUCCGCGUCCACUACUCCAAGACAAGGAUGGACCGGGACGGUCUGUUUGUAGACAUAGCCCUCGGCGGAAAGACCGUCCGCCUUUGCAACACUCACCUCGAGUCCAUGGCGUUCGAUCCUCCCUUCCGCCCGCCCCAGAUGGAGCUCGUGGCCAAGUACAUGCACGAGGGCCACCUGCAUGCUGCCCUGGCCGCGGGUGAUUUUAAUGCCAUCCAGCCGUUUGACCGCACUCUGCACCGCGACAAUAACCUGAAGGAUGCAUAUCUCGAGCUGGGCGGGAAGGAGGACUCGGACGAGGGCUUCACCUGGGGCCAGCAGGCUGCGACCAAGUUGCGGGAGCAGUUUGGUAGCUCGCGCAUGGACAAGGUCUACUUCUGUGGGGGUGUCAGGAUCCUCAGGUUUGAGAGGUUUGGAAGAGAUGUGCUGGCCGAGGGGAGGGACGAGCGCGAGCAGAUUGUCAAGCUGGGAUUCGACAAGGCGUGGGUGACUGAUCAUCUCGGUGUUGUAGCUGAGGUGCAGUUGACGGCCUUGGGAGAUGCACCUGCAAGCCAGCUCUAA